AUGGCUAGCAACGUGCAGUCUAAGUUUUGGGGUGAGGAUUCGGAUGAAUCAUAUUCCGAUUCCUCUGGUUACUCCAGCGAAGGAAGUGAACGCGAUGCUUCCAAGCGCCCUGGCGCCUCUGCUGCUUGGGUAGCCAGUGACAGCUCUAGCGAUGAUGAUGAAAAUCGCGUCGUGCGUUCUGCAAGGGCCAAAGCCCUGGAAACGAUUCAGAACAUCAUGAAGACAAUGGAACACCACAAAACUAUCCAAGAUUACUCGGAGCUGCUCAAGGACUAUGAUACCUUAGCGAGAUUGGUAGAAAAGCAAUACUCCAAAAGUAGAAUCCCCAAGUUGAUUGUGCAAAUAGUACUAGAGUUACAACAGUUUAUUGAGGAGAAGCAGAAAGAUAAGGAUGGUCUUAAAAAAAUGUCUAAAGCACGUUCUAUCUCCUUUAAUACAUUACGAUCAAGGCUCAGAAAGUUCAAUGAGCAACAUUCUGACGUCUUGGAGGAGUACAAUAGCAACCCAGAUGCCUACGUAGAUAUCCUCAAGGAAUCUUCGGACGAAGACUCCGAUUCCGACGAUGAGGAUGAAACUGCAAGCGAGAGUGAUGAUGACGGGGAAGUAUCUGACGAGAGUGAUGACGAAUCUGAUUCUGAAGAGGAUGAUGAGGUAAGUGAAGAAAGUGGGUUGGAAGAUGAAGAAAAGGCUGGAGAAAGUGAUGAGGGAUCGGACUACUCUGACUGGUCUGAUUCCGAUGUCUCUAGUCUCUCCGAAAACGAUACAUCUGACAAACAUAAAUCUGCUUUGGCUAAAUGGGGAGUAAAGAAGAGUGAUUCUGCCCCCAAGGCUGCCAAGCCGAAAACAUCGGCCAAGAAGCCUAAAACCAAAAUAGUGAAGAAGAAAGAUGAACGUCAACCUCUUACAACUACUAUGGGCGUUAUGCCUACGGUAGCCAAGGUGGCAGAUGUAGUCAUGGCUGCACUUAACAAGGCUGAUUUCGGUGCUGAAGACAACCCUUUCGGCUUGUCAACUCCCGAAAUCAAAGCUGUUAUGGAUGAAGUCUUUUUCUCAGCUGAGAAUGUGAAGGCAUACGUGAAGUCAAUUGUAGAGCGUCGUGGUAAACGUGGUGGUAACACAGCGGAGACUAUCCGUCACCUGAAAGCUUUACCUUACAUCGCCAAAGGGAUUUCACACUCACUUUACAUUUAUGUGGUGGAAACUUUGCUGCACAUCCAAUUUGACAGCUAUUCGAACGCAUAUGGCGCUAUGAUCCCGAGACAAUGGAUAGACUCUUACCGUAUAGUAUCUCACUUGGUUGACGAGCUCAAGAGCCACCCCCAGGCGUUAUUGUCAUCUGAGACUGUGGAGUCCGAUGAUCCCAAUCUCCAAGAAUCAAAUAGUGAGAAGGACGUUAACGCUCAAGGGUUGUCACGAGAGGUUCGUCUAGACCGAUCGAUGACCAUUCUAGAGUCGGUCUUGCGUAAGCUGAACGACGAGCUGUACAAGGGUUUGUUGUACAUUGACGUUGGUAGCGAUGACUACAACACUAUGCUUGUUUACAACGUAAACAUGCUCUACUUGCUCCACAAAACGUUGUUAUAUUGCACUAGUAAGGGUAGUGAGAGCAUGAAACACGCUGCUAGCAUCGCAAUUCUUAUGCUGGAGCACUUGCAUUACAAGGACGAUACAGUUUCUGGCAAGAUCUGGGAGUUAGUCAGGCAAAAGGUGACCGACAAGAGCCAGCUCAUGCACUACUUCCCCAACGAAACUAAGAAAGCAUCUGAUGUUGUUGAGGAGUUAGCUUACUUUGUUUUUGAGCAUGGUGCUGCACGUGAAAAGAUCAGGGCCUGUCUACACCUUGCUUUCAACAAAGCACUCCAUGGACUGUAUUACGAAGCUAAGGACUUGCUUCUAACACCCAAUAUCCAUGAACUGGCUAUGGAGACCAAUAUUUCUACACAGAUUUUGCUUAAUCGCAACAUUGCUCAAUUGGGUAUAUGUGCGUUCCGCAAGGGUCUUAUCAGCGAGGCACAUUCAUAUCUCAUGGACCUCUGUGCCCAAAACAGACACAAGGAACUGCUGGCUCAAGGCCUAUCGAUGAUGAAGAACCACGAGAAACCACCAGAACAGGAGCGUGCUGAAAAGCGAAGGUUGCUGCCAUACCACAUGCACCUGAACAUCGAGCUUAUCGAGUGCAUUAACAACAUAUGUGCUUGUUUGUUGGAAUCUGCGAAUUUGGCAAAAUCGACGAUUAAUAACCGUGAGGUGAUUUCUCGUCAAUUCCGUCGUAUGUACGAGAUGCAUGAGAAGCAGAUCUUUGUUGGACCUCCGGAGAACAAUCGCGAUGUGGUAAUGUGCACGUUUAAACUUCUUCAAACUGGAAAUUGGAAGGAAUGCUAUGAGCAACUGGCAAGUCUUACUAUAUGGAAUCGCCUGCCUGACAAGGAUGAUGUCCUUGCCAUUCUCAAGGAGCGCAUCAAAGUGGAGGCUUUCAAUACUUAUAUCUUCAAAUAUGUCGCUGUGUACGACUCGUUCUCUGUAGACCAGCUGUCGGAUAUGUUCGAUCUCGAUCCCAACAUGAUCCACUCGUUGCUGAGCAAGAUGAUAAUUUCGGGUGAGAUUCACGCCACAUGGGACGACAGCAGUAAAUGUUGCCUCAUAAACCACACUGAGCCUACCGAUUUGCAGAAGCUUGCUAUUAAGCUUGCUGAGAACCUGACGACUGCCGUUGAGCAGAACGAGAUGACAUUGAACAUGAAGAACCCGAAGUUCGCUCUUUCUCAGGAUCGCAGGUUCCAAACCCGUGACAGCAAGUUCAUGUACGGUGGCCGCCGUGAUGAUCGGCACAACGCCGCUACGAGCUUUAACCGUCACCGUCGCCCUAUGCAGGGUAACCGUAUGCACCGCUAA
Messenger RNA from Babesia sp. Xinjiang, 2892 nucleotides. Its product is annotated as Eukaryotic translation initiation factor 3 subunit C. The record is from RefSeq and is a predicted model, not a curated record. Gene Ontology annotation, cellular component: eukaryotic translation initiation factor 3 complex. Gene Ontology annotation, biological process: translational initiation. Bases 1 to 2892 code for a protein of 963 amino acids. Lineage: Eukaryota; Apicomplexa; Aconoidasida; Piroplasmida; Babesiidae. Gene Ontology annotation, molecular function: translation initiation factor activity; translation initiation factor binding; RNA binding. The transcript has a single exon.